Ordospora pajunii is the source of this 519-nucleotide messenger RNA. RefSeq lists its product as uncharacterized. The record is from RefSeq and is a predicted model, not a curated record. The transcript has a single exon. The coding region runs from base 1 to 519 and encodes 172 amino acids. Lineage: Eukaryota; Fungi; Microsporidia; Ordosporidae.
AUGCAUCUUCCAAAUAGGAUUAUCCCGAUGCUAAGGCAAUUGGAUCAGCCCUCGGACUUCCAGCUGUACAGGGAUAUCUUGAAAUCCAGUCCAAAGCUGCCGCCACACGAAUGGGCCAGCCUGUGCAAGCUUGUAAGAACCACCAAGCUGUACAACAUCCUGCGCAUGGAUUUGUCUUCAAGAGAGGCAGAAAUACUUGGAAAUGCACUGAAGAAAGCGUCUCUCAAUAGAGUAGAUGAUAUGAUAGGCAUAGUAAUAAAAGCAAACUACAAAAGCUCAUCAAUACUGCUCAAGUACAUAAUUGAAAAAAAAAAGAAAAUAGACAUCAGGCCAAUACAAAAGUAUCUCGAGGAGCAGAUAGCACAGGGAGAUCCAAAACUUAAGAUGCUCAAGGUUAUUUAUGCACUGCACAGAAACUAUCCAAACUCAAUCACUCCCGAAAUUCUUGACUUCUGCCGUGCCACCGAUCAUCCUAUCUGCAAAGAGAUACUAGAAUCAUCCAUGGAUGUCAUUGAAUAA